Malus domestica (apple) is the source of this 857-nucleotide messenger RNA. The record is from RefSeq and is a predicted model, not a curated record. NCBI's taxonomy places the organism in Eukaryota, Viridiplantae, Streptophyta, Magnoliopsida, Rosales, Rosaceae.
AACAUUUCCAAAUUUAUUAUUAAGAAAAAAAAAUGUCGCAAAACACCAGAAAUUGCAAAAAUAAAAAGAAGAAAACAAAACCCCUCUUCCCGGUUCAUCUGGAAGACGCCCAACGGCUCCGAUCACUGCACGAUAUAUAAUACUUUGCCGCGCAUUCGAGCAAAACCCCAUUUGAACAAACAAAUGUAAAUGCUCAAUCGGCAUGAAGCUGCAAUCUUUGAACAAUGGCUAUGCAAUCCGAGCCCUCAGCCCCAAACCCAAUUGCUCCGCAGAGCUGAAACUCCCAGCAACCGUCCGAUCAUGCGCUCCGGAACAGGACCUUCGAGGCCAAUCCGUUGCUAUUGUUGGGUUGGGAAAAUCUGGGAGAGCUGCGGCCAGGCUUGCUCUUGCCAGAGGUGCUUCAGUUUUCGCCUUCGAUCAGAACCCGAAUCUGCGUCUUUUAGAGAAAGAUCCGCUCUUCAAGAAGCAAUAUAACGGAAUAGGUGGAUUGAAAACAAUCCUGGGUGAAUUUGACGAGGAGCUACUUAAUAAUGCGGACAGGGUUGUGGUGUCCCCUGGAGUUCCCCUGCAAAACUAUGGUCUUUCCUCUUUGUUGCAGUCGGGAAAGCAGGUAAUGUCUGAGUUGGACUUUGCUGCUGAAAUUCUCCCAAAAAGUGUAAAGAUUUUAGCAGUGACAGGGACCAAUGGAAAAUCAACUGUAGUCACUUUGCUGGACAGGUAGAUGCUUAGUCAUUUUGGAAUCGAGACAUUUGUUGGGGGUAACCUUGGUAACCCACUCUCAGAGGCUGCUUUCCAAUGCUUACAGCCACCUUCUUCAAAACCCAAGUUUAAGGUUGCAGUUGUGGAGGUAAGCAGUU